Molecule: messenger RNA, 462 nt
Organism: Ostreobium quekettii
Lineage: Eukaryota; Viridiplantae; Chlorophyta; Ulvophyceae; Bryopsidales; Ostreobiaceae
Source: the annotation of a GenBank genome assembly
AUGGCGGAGCCCUCAAAGUUCUCUCAGCUGUCCGCGACCACGCAAAUGGUGACGAUCAUAAUAGGCUCGUCCGCCGUGGCCAUUGUGGUGCUCAUUUGCCUGGCGAUCGUCAGGAGGCUGCUGAGCUGGCUCUGCUCGUGCACCGGGGCCUGGCUGCCCCAGGGUCGCUCGUCUGGGGAUGCGGGGGAGCCGCUGCUACAGGAGGACGCGGAGGUGGAUCGCCCCCGGCCUUCCGCUUCUGAGAGCCAAUCGCACGCGCCCAGGAAGAACCUGAAGGCCUUGGUGAAGGAGUCGCAGAGGGCGGCCAAGGCCAAAAAGCAGUCUGCUACCGACCCUGCUCAGAAGCACCCACUGUUUCUGCACACUCUCAGGGUAUACUUGUGGCUCUGGUUGGGAGAAAGAUUCUCUGUCUGGAGUAGCUUGGAGCCCCAAUGGCACUGCGCUGUGCACAGCAUGCGAUGA